UAUGGCACAAGAAACAGUUGAUUUAUGUUGCAACAUAAACUUUGAAAUUGAUAUACAUCCACUUGUUAUCAUCUAAAUAUUAGACUUACAUUACAGAAAAUUUGGUGCCUCAAGAUAAGAGGAAACCAUAGUAGGUGGUGCUUUAUUAGGAACAGUAUAUACAAAUAAGGUUCAUAUAACAGAAUGUUAUGCCUUAUUAGUUGAUCAAGGUGAUGAAAAUAAUGUAUUAUUGUUCAAAAAUCUUUUAGGAGUAUACAUUUGAUUUUAGUGAUUCUAAAGAUUUAUACUUAAGCCAUUUAUAAGCUAAUCCAUAAGAAGUCCUUUUAGGAGGAUUUGUUACAACCAAAAACUUAUCAUUAGAUAUAGGUGUUGCUUAUCUAUCAACUGAAUUUAGUAAAAAAGAGAACGGAUUCAAUGCUACUGCAGUAUUAGGUUAACCUAUAAUUCUUAAAAUUAAUCCAACAUUAAAUACAAAUAAGAUAGAAAUGAGAGUAUUUUUAUUAAAAUAGAUAGGCAUUUAAACUUAAUCAAUCAUUAAAGCACUAUGCAGCAGUGGCAUCUUUUAAUACUAUGCCAAUAAGAAUAUCAUUUUCAGAUGAAAAUUUAUAAUAAGCCUGGCCAUUCUUAGCUCCAAAUCUAUAAUAAAAAGAUUUUAAAAUUGUUAAUACAACUAAUCCAGGAUAAUUAGUCUAAGAGAAUAUUAAAAAUAUAGAAAAAAUACUUUAGUAUUUGGAGAAAGUUAUUGUAAGAAAUUCUAUUAUAUUAUAAUAGGCUGGGAAUGAAACAGGAGAUUAAGAAUUUGGAAGAAAACUCUUAUCUACUUUGAAUCAAAUAGAUUUGAUAAGAAAUGAAUCUGAAAUUGUAUUAAGUCAAGUUGAAGAAGCUUAAUUAUUUUAAUAUAUUGGAAAUUUUGCUUAAGGUUAAGCAUUUAUUAAUGAAAAAUUGUAAAAGAUAUGAAA
This is a messenger RNA of Paramecium pentaurelia, 959 nucleotides long. The record is from the annotation of a GenBank genome assembly. NCBI's taxonomy places the organism in Eukaryota, Ciliophora, Oligohymenophorea, Peniculida, Parameciidae.